AUGCAAAAGAAUCUCGUAGAAGUUGAACGUGAACUUAUUCUUGAUAGUAUUCGAGAAGAGACAGUUUUUACAACUUCAAAAUACAUGCCACCAACGUCACCGAUGGGAGCAAUAUCGGAGUCUGCUGCCGCUCAACUUUUAGAUUUUUCUCAGCGCCUCGAUAUUGGACUUCUAGACCGCGUUGUAAACUGUAUGUAUCAUGAAGCAGGGGAUCAACAAAAAAUCGCAGAAAAAGUUUUAAACACACUCAAGGAACAUCCAGAUGCAUGGAUGCGUGUAGAUUCAAUUCUCGAAUUUAGUUCAAACCAAGAAACGAAGUAUUUCGCGCUUCAGAUACUUGAAGCAUUGAUCAAAACACGUUGGAAAGUCUUAGCUCGGCCUCAAUGUGAAGGUAUCAAAAAGUACAUUGUCGGUUUGAUCAUCCAAACAUCAUCUAGUUCAGAACUCUUGGAGUCGGAAAAGACGUAUCUUGGAAAGUUAAAUAUGAUUCUGGUUGAGAUAUUAAAACACGAAUGGCCUAAUAACUGGUCAACAUUCAUCAGUGACAUUGUUGGAGCAACGGGUGUAGUGCUAGUUGAAGAAUAUGAUACUCAGCUAGUAGAACUGUUUGUUUCUACUACCGAAAAAUUAAAAGAGAUGUUGCCCCUGGAAACACGAUUAAAAGAAGCCUACGAACGCGGAAGUAAUGAUGAACAAAAUUUUAUCCAAAACUUGGCGAUUUUCUACACAACGUUCCUCAAAGUUCAUAGCAGUCUCGUCGAAAAACCUGAGUUUAUUUGGAAGUUACAAGAUGCUUAUGCUUAUCUUUUGAUGCUCUCCGAAGUCGAGGAAAGGGAAAUAUUCAAGAUUUGCUUAGAAUACUGGAAUAUUUUAGUUUCUGACCUAUAUCGAGAAAGUCUUACAACUACUGUGGUUGGAACAUUAGCUGAAUCCGCUACUGGUGAAGGUCGAAGUAAACAAUAUGCACCAAUUUUAUCGAAGCUCCGAAGAAUCAUGAUUUCACGCAUGGCUCGUCCUGAAGAAGUACUUGUAGUUGAAAAUGAACAUGGAGAGGUUGUCAGAGAGUUUAUGAAGGAUACAGAUAGUCUUAAUUUGUACAAGAGCAUGCGUGAAACAUUGGUCUACCUAACUCAUUUGGACUAUUCAGACACAAAGAAGAUUAUGAUCGAAAAGCUGCAACACCAAGUGGAUGGGCGAGAGUGGUCAUGGCAUAACCUUAACACUCUUUGCUGGGCAAUUGGUAGCAUCUCUGGUGCUAUGCAGGAAGAUGAUGAAAGAAGCUUUUUAGUUAUUGUGAUUCGAGACCUUCUUGGACUGUGUGAACAAAAACGUGGAAAAGAUAAUAAAGCUAUUGUUGCGAGUAAUAUCAUGUACGUUGUUGGUCAAUAUCCCCGAUUUUUACGCGCACACUGGAGAUUCUUAAAAACUGUAAUUACGAAGCUUUUUGAAUUUAUGCAUGAAACGCAUGAAGGUGUGCAAGAUAUGGCAUGUGAUACUUUCAUUAAAAUUGCUCAGAAAUGUCGGCGACAAUUAGUAACUGUACAGUACGGAGAAGCAGUCGAAUUUAUUGAGGAGAUUUUAAAAGAAAUUGAUAUCAUAAUCAAUGAUUUACAACCUCAACAAGUUCACACAUUUUAUGAAGCUGUAGGAGUUAUUAUUAGUGCACAACUUGACUCAGUUGUUGAGGCCAAGCAAAUAGAAAGACUUUUCCGCUUACCUAAUCAAAUUUGGGAUGGAAUUCUCGUCCAAGCUGCAUGCAACAUUGAUUUAUUAAGAGAUUUUGAAGUUGUACAGCAGCUUUGUAAUUUAUUGAAAACGAAUCACAGUGCUUGCAAAUCCCUUGGACAUUCUUAUCUUGUACAGCUUGGUCGGAUUUACUUGGACAUGUUAAAUGUUUAUAAGAUAAUGUCCCAAAAUAUUGGUCAAGCUGUGGCUACCAAUGGAGAGCAGGUGACAAAACAGCCGCUUAUUCGCAGUAUGCGAUCAGUUAAAAAAGCGAUAUUGAAUCUAUUAUCUUGUUGGAUAAAAAGAACUACUGAUCCUGUAUUUGUGGCAGAAAAUAUUUUACCUCCGUUAUUAGACGCCGUAGCUGACGAUUACCAAAAAAAUCUUCCCGCUGCUCGAGAGGCAGAAGUUCUAAACUUAAUGGCUACUCUUGUUAAUUGUCUUGAAGGACAUAUUCUUCCAGCUCUGCCUCGUGUUUUAGAUGCUGUCUUUCAGUCGACUCUGGAGAUGAUCGAUAAAGACUUGGAAGAAUUUCCCGAGCAUCGAACUAAUUUCUUUACCCUUCUGCAAGCUGUAAACGCGCAUUGUUUCUCUGCUUUGUUAAGCUUAACAUCUGAUAAGUUCAAACUGAUUUUAGAUAGUGUCAUUUGGGCAAUCAAGCACACUAUGAGACAAGUCUCAGAAACAGGACUCAAUAUACUACAUACAAUGCUUGUAAAUAUGUCUGGUGCAAAUUCCGAAAAACGCCAGGUGUUUUUUAAAACAUUCUUCAUGGAUAUUCUUCAGCACAUGUUUGCUGUCAUUACUGAUCGCUCUCAAACAGGAAAUUUAACUCUCCAGUCAUCACUGUUGGCUUAUAUGUUUAAAAUAGUGGAGAACGACAUCAUCACAGUUCCGCUUGGUGAUGCUCCUGAGUCAACAACCAUACAAGGUUCAAAAGGCAAUGUACAGUAUGUACACCAAAGCUUAAGUCAGUUAUUAAAACAAGUUUUCCCUCACCUGCAAGAUACACAAAUUCGUGUUUUUAUUGAUGGACUAUUUUCAUUUGAUCAAGACGUGGCAGCAUUUCGUGAACACGUGCGUGACUUUCUUGUCCAGAUACGCGAGGUUGCCGGGGAAGAUUUAUCUGAUUUAUAUUUGGAAGAAAGGGAAGCUGAAAUUGCUCAAGCUCAAGCAGCAAAACUAAGACGUCAAGCAUGUGUCCCUGGAAUUUUGGGUCCCCAUGAAGUUGAUAUGUGUGACUAG
Schistosoma turkestanicum is the source of this 2970-nucleotide messenger RNA. The record is from the annotation of a GenBank genome assembly. Lineage: Eukaryota; Metazoa; Platyhelminthes; Trematoda; Strigeidida; Schistosomatidae.